Messenger RNA from Culex quinquefasciatus (southern house mosquito), 932 nucleotides. RefSeq lists its product as uncharacterized. Lineage: Eukaryota; Metazoa; Arthropoda; Insecta; Diptera; Culicidae. The record is from RefSeq and is a predicted model, not a curated record. The transcript has 4 exons. Bases 178 to 744 code for a protein of 188 amino acids.
ACGUCGGUCGUACGCAUCGCACAGGCCACGUCAAGUUCGCGCGAAUCUCAAAGUUUCUACACCCAAAACAGGCGUACGCGCGCUCGUGUGUGAGAGAGGAAGAGAGAGAGAGAGGGAGGAAGAGAAAACGGUGCCAAAUCGUUGUCUGCGAAUCUUUCCGGUCUCGGGCUCGGAACCAUGUCGGAGGCGGCCAUCAUGAACCGGAUCUUCCGGUACUUUAUGAAGUUCCACGGGUUCUUCAUCGCGUUCUGUACCAUCUUCUUCACGUCGGUGAUCAUCGUGACCUCGUUCACGGGGCGCGAUCUGCACGAGGAACCGUUCAUCAUCGAGGAGGAAUAUGAGGCAGUGCAGCGGUACCCGAUCUUGAUCCAGGUAGAAUCGGCACUGUGGUUGUGUGCAUCUGUGAUACUAGCCGUCGGUUUAUACAAGGAGAACAAAUCCUACCUCACCCCGUUCAUGGCGCUGUUCAUCAUCGACGGGGCCGUCGUGAUCGUCCAGGAGGUUGUCAACCUGUGCACCGGACGGGGUUCAGAGCUGGCCAACAUCGAGCCCCGCCAGCUGUUUGUCAUGAUACUGGUCAACGUGUACGUCCUGGUCAGCCUGGUGGUCCUGUACCGGAUGUUCGCCAAGGGUCCGCUGCUGCCCACGACCCAGAACAACUUUGUCCGGUUCGACAACGAGCGGGACGUCGAGAGUCAGCAGCAGCCAGGUCCCCAGCCAGGUCAACCUCAAAGUCGAAGUUAGACUUGAGUGCGCGAGUGUGAUUUUCUUUUUUUUUGCGUCGUGUAAGGUUUAAGCAUUGUUUAGCGUGUAAGACCAGCUGAUUAUUUAAUGUUACUGUACUAUCGUGCGGGAGUAGUGAGAAAGCAUGAGCAAACGUGUACAUAUAGAGUUUGAGAAUGAUGAAGAAACGAUAGUUGUUCAAUGAAGAG